Myripristis murdjan (pinecone soldierfish) is the source of this 1878-nucleotide messenger RNA. It is a transcript of the gene htra3a, whose product is annotated as HtrA serine peptidase 3a. Gene Ontology annotation, cellular component: extracellular region. Gene Ontology annotation, biological process: proteolysis. The record is from RefSeq and is a predicted model, not a curated record. NCBI's taxonomy places the organism in Eukaryota, Metazoa, Chordata, Actinopteri, Holocentriformes, Holocentridae. The transcript has 10 exons. Gene Ontology annotation, molecular function: protein binding; serine-type endopeptidase activity. Bases 1 to 1485 code for a protein of 494 amino acids.
AUGCAGUUACUUCUGCUCGCUGUGGCCGUUCUCUUUGCGCACAGCCUCACCGGAGCCAUCCCGGCGCGGUCCAACAAGUGCGCAACUCGGUGCGACGUGAGCAGGUGUCCGAGCCCCAGCUGUCCCGGCGGCUACGUCCCAGACCGGUGCAACUGCUGCCUGGUGUGCUCACCGGGGGAGGGCGACCCCUGCGGCCGCAAAAACGACCUGCCCUGCGGGGAUGGCAUGGAGUGCAAACAGCUCAGUGCGAGGAAACGGCGAGGCUCCAAGGGGGUCUGCCAUUGUAAAACGGCACAUGAAGUGUGUGGCAGCGACGGGGAAACCUAUGGCAAUGCGUGUAAGAUGAGAGCGGCCAGCCGGAGAGCGGUGCAGAAGGGAAGGCCCGCAGUUACCCAAGUGUACAAAGGAGCCUGUUCAUCUGCAGGGGCAGGUCAUUCCCUGGUCCACCCCAACAGCCCUCGCUACAAGUUCAACUUCAUUGCAGACGUCGUGGAGAAAAUAGCACCCGCUGUCGUCCACAUUGAACUCUACUUAAGGCAUCCCCUGUUUGGGCGUCACAUCCCUCUCUCUAGUGGUUCUGGUUUCAUCGUGACUCACUCAGGUGUGAUUGUGACCAACGCUCAUGUCGUAACCACGGCUGCCACGGUAACAGGGAGGUCUCAGCUGCGUGUUCAGCUUCAUGACGGCAAUGCAUAUGAGGCCGUGGUCAGAGACAUAGACAGGAAGUCAGACAUUGCCACUAUAAAGGUCAAUCCUCAGAAGAGGCUCCCAGUGCUGUCUCUGGGGCAUUCAGCUGAUCUGAGACCAGGGGAGUUUGUGGUUGCUAUUGGCAGCCCCUUCGCCCUGCAGAACACCGUCACCACAGGGAUCGUCAGCACGGCCCAGAGAGACGGCAAGGAGCUGGGCAUCAGGGACUCUGACAUGGACUACGUCCAGACUGAUGCUAUUAUUAAUUACGGCAAUUCUGGAGGACCUCUUGUUAAUUUGGAUGGUGAGGUGAUAGGCAUCAACACUCUGAAGGUGACAGCUGGAAUCUCUUUCGCCAUCCCCUCUGACCGGAUCAGCCGCUUCCUCACAGAGUCACAGACCAAACACAGCAAAGAUAAGGUCAGGCUACAAAGAGGACUUCAUCAUCUAUCAGAGGACCUUCAGUCUGAUGCAGAGGUGUCAGGACUGAAGAAACGUUUCUUAGGCAUCAGGAUGCUCACGAUCACCAAAGAUCUAGUAGCAGAGUUGAAGCUGCAGAGUCCAGACUUUCCUGAUGUCAGCAGUGGCGUUCUGGUGCAACAAGUCAUACCAGACUCUCCUGCAGACAAGAGUGGGAUUAAGGCAGGUGAUGUUAUUGUCAAACUGAAUGGCCGACCGCUCCACACCACUGAUGAGCUCCAGGCGGCGCUGCUGGCCGAGCAGCCUCUCCUUCUUGAAAUUUACCGUGGCGAUGAUGAUUUGCUCUUCAACAUCCACCCUCAUGUCAUCAUGCACUGAGGAUAUGUGAAGAGGACACCGCAUUUCUUUUCAGUGUGCACAACUGUUGGGCUGGACUCGAUUAAUAAUUGUGACUUCCAUGAUGCCAUGGGAAAUGUACUGCAUGGCAUUACCAGCGAAACCAUGUUUUAAAAUGUGAAAUGAUACAUUUAUUACUUUUUUUUUAAGAAUAGAGCCGCAGUUGCCUUGCAAAAUAGGUUUCUGGUAAAACAGAGAAAACUGAGCUUUUGUGUUAAUGUGUACCUGACUGAUGAUGUGCAUUUUGUUGUGAUACAUUACGCCAAAUGACUUGCAACAUUUUCUAUGACAUAUGAGUGCAUUGUAUCAUAUAGAUUCUGUAUGGCAGUGUAGUAAAAUACUCAAAAUACUGCACAGGGAGGCUUUAUGCAUUGC